GGUGUGACCUGAACACGACCUGGCUCUUUCCGUUCCAGGGAGCCACGACUCUACCAUCAGGCUAUGGGAUCUGAUAGCUGGGAAGACCAGAGCCACUCUCACCAAUCACAAGAAGUCUGUCAGAGCACUGGCCCUACAUCCCAGACAGUAUACCUUAGCCUCUGGCUCUGCCGACAACAUCAAGCAGUGGACGUUCCCAGACGGCAACUUCAUCCAGAACCUCUCUGGACACAACGCCAUCAUCAACGCAAUGGCGGUCAACUCAGACGGCGUGCUGGUAUCAGGAGCUGACAACGGCACCAUUCACCUGUGGGACUGGCGGACCGGCUACAACUUCCAGCGUAUCCACGCCGCCGUGCAGCCCGGCUCACUGGACAGCGAAUCGGGGAUCUUCGCCUGCAUGUUCGACCACUCGGAGAGCAGGCUGAUCACGGCCGAGGCCGACAAGACCAUCAAGGUGUACAAAGAGAACGACACGGCGACCGAGGAAAGCCACCCAAUCAACUGGAAACCGGAAAUCCUCAAGAGGAAAAGAUUCUAGUUUUGCAACAAACAAAAAAAUACAUUAAUUAAUUUCUGUCAAUAUUCCCAUCAAUAGAACUCCCAUAAUUUUUUAAAGAAGAAUAUUCACACAAAAACGAGUUGGCUUUUAUUUUUGCUGUAAUUUUGGGGGUUUUCAAUGUAGUCCUUAUUCUAAGUACCAUUUUGCGAUCUUCAAUGUACAAUGUUAGUCCAACAAAGCAGCCAUUUUGGACAGCCAAUAACAUUCUGGAAGGUUAUUUGUUAUUGAUGAUGAAUGCUCUCUCAUAUCUCUGGUCACUCUCGUCCACCAUGAGAAGCCACUUCUCAGCUCCGUAAGAGCUCGCCUUAGUGUACACAUAGUCCCCACUCGGGUCAAAUCUAGUAAAUGUGUGGAAAAUUCCAAGAUUUUAUCAUCAUUAGAAAGGUUUUCUUUUAUUUCUUUUAAACACCAACUGUAUAUACAAGAGAAACGUAAUUUGUUGUGCAAUCUGGUGUAUGAAAUAAAUCACUGUAUGAUUAACAGAACCAUAAAAAUAAAAAACAUGUUGGAUCU
Oncorhynchus tshawytscha (Chinook salmon) is the source of this 1075-nucleotide messenger RNA. Its product is annotated as pleiotropic regulator 1-like. Gene Ontology annotation, molecular function: protein binding. The transcript has 4 exons. Gene Ontology annotation, biological process: mRNA splicing, via spliceosome. NCBI's taxonomy places the organism in Eukaryota, Metazoa, Chordata, Actinopteri, Salmoniformes, Salmonidae. The record is from RefSeq and is a predicted model, not a curated record. Gene Ontology annotation, cellular component: catalytic step 2 spliceosome; precatalytic spliceosome; Prp19 complex. Bases 251 to 541 code for a protein of 96 amino acids.